AUGGUCAGAUAUACUCGUCUUAUAUACCUCAUCUCGGGGUUUUGCACCGCUCGUGUCCGGGCCGGCGGCAUCAAGCUGUCUCGGUCUUUGCUGCGCUCUGAAGGUUAUGACUAUGUCAUUGUUGGUGGUGGCACAAGCGGGCUAGUCCUUGCCAACCGCCUCAGCGCCGACCCGACCAAGACGGUUCUGGUCGUCGAGUACGGAGACUUUGACCGCAGCAACGAGACAAGUAUCCCGCUGCUCACCACAGGCGACCAGAGCUCGCGUUUGUACCAAGACAUGACCUCGACACCACAGAGUGGGCUUGCAGGUCGCAUCUUCAACGCCCGCAUAGGCAACACGGCCCUGGGAAACCCUGGUUGGGGGUGGGACGGGCUGAGGCCAUACCUGCGCAAGGCCGCCAUCUUCACGCCACCUGGCGAGGACUUCGUCAAGCGGUACAGUUACACCUGGACGCCUGAGGCCUAUGGGGACGAUGGCAUGGUCAACGUGACCCUUCCGUCCUGGCAGUGGCCGGCCGCCGCGAUGCAAGCCGCUGGGUGGACCGACGACCUGCAAGAACCGAUGCGGCGCGAUGGCGCCGACGGCAACAACGUCGGUAUCUCAUGGCUGCCGCAGAACAGCGACGUGGUCAAGGGCACGCGCUCGACGUCGACAACGGCCUACUACGACCCCGUCAGCGGCCGUGACAACCUCGACUUGCUGGUGCGACACUACGGCGGUAGGGUCCUUUUUGACAGUGAUCAAGCCGUCACCGGCGUUGCCAUCCACAGCAGAGACGAAGAUGACUUGCCGAGUGACGGGCCCGUUGUCGUUCAGACCAAAGAAGUGAUACUCGCAGCGGGUGCCAUCAACACCCCUCGGCUCCUGCAGCUCAGUGGUAUUGGCCAUGCCUCCCAUCUCGAGUCCGUCGGCAUCCACGUCGUCGCGGAUCUUGCGGGCGUUGGCGCCAACUUUCAGGAUCACCCGGCCGUCUACAUAAUAUACGACUUUCUCAACGAUACGAGGCCAAAUCCCCGCAGCAUGCAAGAGAACGCCACUUUUCGCAACGCAGCAUGGGCCGAGUACCACGCCAACCGGACCGGGCCUCUCAGUCAUGCUUGGGGCAACACGGUCGUGUUCCAAUCCCUGCAAGAUCUGGUAAGCAGCCCCCAGGAGGUGCUCGACAGCAUCGACAGGCAGGACUCCCUCGCCCAUCUCCCGGCCGUCUACGCUGACAACACGUCUCUUCUGGCCGGCUUCCUUGCCCAGCGCGCCGUCAUGAGACAAGGCUACGCAAACCCCAAGUAUGGAAUCUACGAGAUAACUUUUGGCGGCGACAAAUCAGUCGUGACGGCACUGCAGAAGCCAUUUUCCAGGGGCACCAUCACCAUCACCAACACCACGAGAGCCAACCCGUCGACGCCGCCCAUCAUCGACUACUCAUCUUUGUCCAACCCAGUCGACAUUCAGAUGCUCGUCAAGGGUGUGGCGCGCGUACGCGAGUUCAUGGCCGCGCCGUCCGUGGUCGAAAUACUCAAGCCGGUGGAGCUCAUCCCUGGCCCCGGUACAGACGACCCAGUGGCUCUGGAGGAAAUGUUGCGAGAGAGCAUGGUCGUCUCGAGUUUUGAUCAUCCCGUGGGCACGGCAGCCAUGGCUCCUCGACAUCUGGGCGGCGUGGUAGACUCCAAGACCAUGGAAGUAUAUGGAGUUAGGGGCUUGCGAGUCGUCGACGCGAGCAUCAUGCCACUCCUCCCUGCCGCCCACACCCAGUGGACGGUGUACGCUGUGGCUGAAAAGGCCGCCGAGCUGAUACUCAAGAGCGCAAAAGUCCACUGA
Molecule: messenger RNA, 1818 nt
Organism: Pyricularia oryzae 70-15
Lineage: Eukaryota; Fungi; Ascomycota; Sordariomycetes; Magnaporthales; Pyriculariaceae
Product: alcohol dehydrogenase
Exons: 2
Coding region: 1-1818 (605 amino acids)
Biological process (GO): secondary metabolite biosynthetic process
Molecular function (GO): flavin adenine dinucleotide binding; oxidoreductase activity, acting on CH-OH group of donors
Source: RefSeq, a predicted model, not a curated record